Messenger RNA from Triticum turgidum subsp. durum (durum wheat), 1551 nucleotides. The record is from the annotation of a GenBank genome assembly. NCBI's taxonomy places the organism in Eukaryota, Viridiplantae, Streptophyta, Magnoliopsida, Poales, Poaceae.
AUGAAGGGGUACAAGUACCUUUUCCACGGCGAGGAGGCCAUCCAGGGGCAGCUGAGCCACCAACCCCGUUCUUCACAGGACGAGAUACUCAUGACGACGACGACGACGAGCUCGGUGCUGAGGAGGACGACGAGCUCGAUACUGACGGCGACGAUGAGCUUCGCCUCCGCCAAGGAGGUCGUCACCAUCGAUCAAGUUUACCGGUGGAUCGAUGAACAGGGAUACAGCGACGUCGAGAAAGACAUGGCCAAAGACAUGUGCCUGGCCUUCUCGCUGUUCAAGCUGCUGAAGCGGCGGUUCUACGGGUACAUCCCCGCGGAAACCGGCUCGCUCAAGUCGCUGGACCUCGUCCUGACCGGCCUCAUCCACCACGCCGUCACCGGCCCCGACACCGCCUUCCGGGUCGUCGAGGCGGAGCUGGCCUUCCUCUACGACUUCUUCUACACCAGGAACAUCGUUCUGACGGGAGCGAGGACCCACAUGUUUACUGCUGUCCUUGUGCUAGGCCUGAGCAUGUGGGCGACGUUCUUCGGCACGCUCGGCCACGGCUACAGUCGUAUGGUCAUCGGCGUAAGAAACCUCGACCACGCCGUCACGGUGGUGAUCAUCGUCAUCAUCGCGGCCCUGGAGCUGUGUCAGGCGGUGACUCGUUUGUACGACAACUGGAAGUACAUCGAGGCCGUGUACCGUUGCGUACGGGACAAUCGGCCCUGGUCGAAACGUCCGCGGCGCCAACUCUGGUGGAAGGAGAGCAUUACGCCGCCGGAGAUAAUGUACUGGGACCGGGAGCAGAUGGCCGGCGUGCUCCUUCAAUGGUACGACCACCGGCCGUGGAACGUGCUGUCGUGGCUAACACUUGAGAUCGUGAAACCACUGAGGCAGUGCCAGAAGAAAGGCCGGAGACAGGCCCUGCCUCGGCAGGUCAGGCAAGCCGUGCUCGACUCGCUCAAGGCCGGUGGCGGCAAGCUCACUAAUGGUGUCGCCACCGUGCAGAGGCACGGCCUGUCACAGCAGCUGACAUGGGCUUGCAGGUUACCCAAGGUCACCGACCAGAUCCUGGUGUGGCACGUCGUCACCACUCGCUUCGACUGGAUUAGCGGUGGUGAUGGUACUGACGACGUUGUCGAGAACCACAGGUUCGUGGCGAGGAAGCUGUCCAACUACUGCGCCUACCUGGUGGCCUUCGUGCCGGAGAUGCUGCCGGACCCGAGCUACAACGCCGAGCAGAUCUUCGACACGGCGGUGCGGCAGGCUCGGGUCCACCUCGACGGCUGUCGGACCAAGGCCGAUAUCCUCGACCGGCUAGAUAAGAUACAGAGCAAGGAGGAGAAUUACCUGGAGGGCGGCAGCCUGUACGAGAGAGCCGGCAGCAGCAGUAUCAUAGAGAAGGCGGCGGUGCUCGGCGGGCAGCUCAGGGCGUCCGUGCCCGACGAAGGGCGGCGAUGGAAGGUGCUGGCGGAGUUCUGGGCCGAGUUCAUAUUGUUCCUCGCGCCGUCGGACAACGUGGCACUAGUAGAAAAAGAGGCUUCCCGUGAAACAAACAUGAUAUGA